This is a messenger RNA of Paramecium tetraurelia, 1875 nucleotides long. RefSeq lists its product as uncharacterized. Lineage: Eukaryota; Ciliophora; Oligohymenophorea; Peniculida; Parameciidae. The record is from RefSeq and is a predicted model, not a curated record. The transcript is spliced from 6 exons. Gene Ontology annotation, molecular function: RNA binding. Gene Ontology annotation, biological process: mRNA processing. Gene Ontology annotation, cellular component: nucleus.
AUGUCUUAAUAAUAAUCGUAGUAGAUAAGAAAUCAUUUCCUUGAUAAGAAGCUUAUUGGAACAUUGUUUGAAGAGGAGGAAAUAACCAAAAAGGAUAAUUUCUAUAACAUGGAGGCUAGAGACGAAAAGGGACAUAAGAGAUUUCAUGGAGCCUUUGAGGGGGGAUUUGAAGCUGGGUUUAAGAACACUGUUGGUUCCAAAUAAGGAUGGGCCCCAUAGAAGUUUAUAUCCUCGAGAACGAAUAGAGCAAAAUACAAUAAUUAAACAAUAAAGGAUUACAUGGAUGAAGAUGAUAUCGGAAGAUAAAAGCUAGGAGUUAAUGUUACGAUUUAACCAGAAUACGAUACUUUUGGUUAAAAUGAGAUCAACUUUUUACAGCAACAAUUAGGAUCAGGAUCUGGAUGGCUCUUAGGAUCAGCACCAGAGGAAUUGAUUUACAGAGACAAUAAGUCAGUUGGUUAUUAAGUACUUAUGCGAUUAAGGAAAUAAGUGAUCAAAAAGAGAAGCACAAAUGUUGAACAAGAAAAACAAGAAACUUCUUAAGCUCAUAAUUUAAAAUACCUAAAUUCUACCAAUAAUUAAUAUACAGGACUAGGAUACAAAUAAAACAUAGAUACCUUUGGCAAUCCCUCAAAUCCAUUGGAAUAAGCUUUUUGGACAUUCAUUAAGUAAAAUGCUUCCAUUAUAAUUGAUGAAGAUGAAGAAAAGAGAAAGAAGGAUAAUAGGAUUAAAAUGAAUGGAUUUACAUCUUAAGAUAGGGAGGAAGAAUAUAACAACACGAUCGAAGACGAUGAUGAACCCUAUCAAAAUAAAAGGAAAUAAGUCAAGGGAGCUCUGGAUGUUGGGAUGAGAUUUACUAAAGAUAUGAUUCCAUUGAGGAUAGACACUAAAGAUUACCUCAUCAAUGUUCCAGAAGAUUAUGAUCCAUAUCAUAAGGCUAAGAAACUCUUGGAUUAAGGAAAGGAUUAUUCUUUUCUUUUUAUCAAUAAGACAAAUUUUAAAAAGCCUGCCUCUAGUUCAAAGAGAGAAGAAAUAUUUAGAGAGGAAGAAACUGCUAGUUCCAUUAAAAGAGAUAUAAGCAAAUAAAAGUUUGUCAAAGGCUCUAAUCAAACAAUGCUUGUAACUUAGUAGCCUAAUCAAUAGUAGAUGGCUGAGAAUUAAGAUAACAUUAAUAUUUUAAAUUUAUUUCCUCAUCAACCUGAUAAAUAAUAGAGAUAUGCUUAUUUUGUUAGGCAAAAAUUAAAUAAGACAACUGAGGAAUAAUUUUAAGUAGAUGAGGAAGAAAAAGUUGAUUUUGAAAGGCUGUAUUAAAUGUUUUAAGUAACUUCAAAGAAUGUCAUUGAAAAAAAAUAAGAACCAUAAAAACCAACUGAAUAAUAAGAAAAACCCAAUCCUUUUUUGAGUUAAAGGGUUGUUAAGAGGUGGAUUCCUGAAGACUUAUUUUGCAAGAGAAUGGGAGUUCCUUAGCCUUACAAUGAUGAUGAGAAAGCAAUGAUUGAGAAGAUCAAUGAAAGAAGCCAUCAGAAACCAAAUAUGGCAACUAAUAAUAGGAACUUCUUAUUUAUGGAUAAAAAAGAGUUUAAGUCUGGGGGUUUCAUGUAACCAUAAGAAUUUACUUAAUCUACAGCAUAAUUUGAUCCAGUUGCUCUAGGUUUGCCGUUGUCAUUCAAAUCGCACUCAUAUGAAAGAAAUCAAUAAGAACGAUUAUUGUAAUUAGAGAAUAUGGAAAGAGCACAGACUUAAGUGGUAAGUAAAUAGGAGAAAAUAAACAUAAAAUUCUCUGAAGAUAAGGAGGAUAUGCUACCUAGUAGAAUUUAAGAUCAAAAUAUAUUUGAAUUUAUAUUUGGAGAUGAUGAGGAGGAUGAUUAGUAGUGA